AGAAGGCAAAUAUAAUUUGAUAACAACUAUUAGAGAAUCUCAUAAUCUUAUCUUCUUACUUAGUAACCAUUGGUCAUAAUGUUAUAUAUAUUGCGAGUCAAGUCUCUCGGUAAUAUCGAAGUAAGACUAAAGCUCAAGUUAAAACAGAAAAAAUGUCAACUUCAGAAAACACUCCGUUUAAUGGCGUUGCCUCAUCCACCAUUGUUCGAGCUACCAUUGUCCAAGCCUCCACCGUCUACAACGAUACUCCCGCCACUCUAGAAAAGGCGAACAAGUUUAUUGUGGAGGCUGCAAGCAAGGGAUCGGAGCUGGUUGUGUUCCCGGAGGCGUUUAUCGGUGGUUAUCCUCGAGGUUUUAGGUUUGGUUUAGGGGUGGGAGUUCAUAACGAAGAAGGGCGUGAUGAGUUCCGCAAGUACCAUGCUUCUGCUAUUAAAGUUCCUGGCCCUGAAGUAGAAAAGUUGGCGGAGUUGGCCGGGAAGAACAAUGUGUACUUGGUAAUGGGAGCGAUAGAGAAGGAUGGGUAUACACUCUAUUGCACAGCACUUUUCUUCAGUCCACAAGGUCAGUUCUUGGGUAAGCACCGUAAACUCAUGCCCACAAGUUUGGAACGUUGCAUUUGGGGUCAAGGAGACGGAUCAACCAUCCCCGUUUACGACACUCCGAUUGGAAAACUCGGUGCUGCUAUUUGCUGGGAGAAUAGGAUGCCCCUCUACAGAACUGCUUUGUACGCCAAAGGCAUUGAGCUUUAUUGUGCACCUACUGCUGAUGGUUCGAAAGAAUGGCAAUCGUCGAUGCUUCACAUUGCGAUCGAAGGUGGAUGUUUCGUAUUGUCGGCUUGCCAGUUCUGCCUUCGUAAAGAUUUCCCUGAUCAUCCUGACUACUUGUUUACCGAUUGGUACGACGACAAAGAGCCUGACUCUAUUGUUUCCCAAGGUGGAAGUGUUAUUAUUUCACCUUUGGGACAGGUUCUUGCGGGACCAAACUUUGAAUCAGAGGGUCUCAUCACAGCUGAUCUUGAUCUUGGUGAUGUAGCAAGAGCUAAGUUGUACUUCGAUUCGGUUGGACAUUACUCGAGACCAGAUGUUUUACACUUGACCGUAAAUGAGCACCCGAAGAAACCGGUCACAUUCAUUUCGAAGGUGGAGAAAGCGGAAGAUGACUCAAACAAGUAAUCGGUUGUGAUUCGUCAGUUCAUGUCACUCCUAUGAAGGAGUCAAGUUCAAAAUGUUAUGUUGAGUUUCAAACUUUUAUGCUAAACUUUUUUUCUUAAUUUUCGUUAAUAAUGGAAGAGAACCAAUUCUCUUGUAUCUAAAGAUUAUCCAUCUAUCAUCCAAUUUGAGUGUUCAAUUCUGGAUGUUGUGUUACCCUACAUUCUACAACCAUGUAGCCAAUUAUUAUGAAUCUGGCUUUGAUUUCAGUUGUGUUCUUUUCUUUUUUUUCUUUGCAUAUUUGCAUUUAGAAUGUUUAAUAAUUAAGUUACUGUAUUUCCACAUACAUUAGUUCCAAGAAUAUACAUAUAUUAAUUUAUUUUUCUU
Molecule: messenger RNA, 1535 nt
Organism: Arabidopsis thaliana (thale cress)
Lineage: Eukaryota; Viridiplantae; Streptophyta; Magnoliopsida; Brassicales; Brassicaceae
Gene: NIT2
Product: nitrilase 2
Exons: 5
Coding region: 153-1172 (339 amino acids)
Cellular component (GO): plasma membrane
Molecular function (GO): catalytic activity; nitrile hydratase activity; nitrilase activity
Source: RefSeq, marked reviewed